Endocarpon pusillum Z07020 is the source of this 1275-nucleotide messenger RNA. RefSeq lists its product as uncharacterized. Lineage: Eukaryota; Fungi; Ascomycota; Eurotiomycetes; Verrucariales; Verrucariaceae. The transcript is spliced from 2 exons. Gene Ontology annotation, biological process: rRNA base methylation. Gene Ontology annotation, cellular component: cytoplasm. The record is from RefSeq and is a predicted model, not a curated record. Gene Ontology annotation, molecular function: rRNA (uridine-N3-)-methyltransferase activity. Bases 1 to 1275 code for a protein of 424 amino acids.
AUGGGUAAGCAGCAUGGAAAACCUCGACAAGCACACAGGCACCAUCACGACUUUUCCGAAGCUAAGAACAAGUUUUCCACAUCUGGACCUGUGAAGAAAUCAGCACCGAGCAAUCCAUCCAAGAAGGGUAAACAACCACAGCAUGUGAAAGCUGUGGUGCCGUUCCGCCCAUCUGAUCAUAUCUUGCUUGUCGGCGAAGGAGACUUUUCUUUCGCACUGUCCCUGAUUGAGCAUCACAAAUGCAAAUACGUUACAGCAACCUGCUAUGAUUCGGAGGAAGUCCUGCAUCAGAAGUACCCCCAGGCUGGCGAGAUCCUGCAGAAACUCCUGAGCCACAAUGGGCUAGACAGGUCUGCCGAUCAGCGAUAUCUGGAGCCUACAGAGAAGCAGGCUCUGCUCCUUGAAGAGACCAUAGAACAGAUUGGGGUCGACGGCAAAAGCUCUUCGGAAUGGGAAGGCUUAUCCCCUUCCUCCUCGUCAGACACAACACACCCCACCACGAAUAUCGCAUCAAGCUUGACCAAUGAGUUAGAGAGCUACUACCGUAACGAUUCAGCUCAUAGCAAUAUCUCUUUUCAUCCUUCCAUAUCAGCAAACAAUCUCCCGAAAUACAAGCCCGUCCGCCACAACGCGCCUUAUAACAAGAUAGUGUUCAACUUCCCACACGUUGGCGGACUCUCCAGGGACGUCAACCGGCAAGUUCGUGCGAACCAAGAGUUGCUUGUUGCCUUCUUCGAGUCGUGCAGGUCUCUUUUGGCCAGCAAGUCAAAACCAGUGCCCUCCGACCGGUACGAGGCUUUCGAGCGGUGUAAUCACGAAGAACUAUAUGAGGGCUCGAACAGCGACCAAGAUCAGGAAGAAUCUGAAAACGCACGGGCCACUGGAGAGGUAAUCGUCUCCUUGUUUGACGGCGAACCAUACACUUUGUGGAACAUCAGGGACUUGGCACGACACUCCGGAUUUCAGGUCGUCACAAGUUGGCGGUUUCCUUGGAAAGCUUAUCCAGGAUAUCGACAUGCCAGAACUGUUGGCAAGAUCCGCAGGAAGACAAACGGCAGCGAAGUCGCUGACCAAGAUGGUCAGGACCACAAGAAGAGGGGUGCCUGGAGGGGAGAGGAAAGGGAAGCCAGAGGAUUCGUUUUUAAGAUGGUAGAAGAAGAAUGCGGAACGGUAGGUGCAACCACCAAAGGAAAGACGAAGCCUCAAGUACAAUCUAAGCCAGGGCCGAGCAACAAGAGAAAGAGAAGUUCUUCAAGCGACGAGAGCGAUGUUUGA